AUGUCUAGCACAACUACCCAGACGAUUUCUUCCACGACCCUCUCGGGUGCCCAGGACUCAUCAUACAUCCCCCGGGGUCCUGUUACCACCACCUUGAAUUUCUUCCAGGAUCCUUCUGAUGGCGCAAAGCCGUUCAACUAUGUCGAACCGCAGCCCGAGGGUCAACCCCAGCGCAACUUCGGUGUUAACGAAGUGGAGUUGGAGUUGAACGACAUUCGAGACCAUGAGAAGGAUUUCUACCUGGACAAGGAUGCCUUCGAGGUUGUACAGGGCGUCUCCUCGGAAGAGAAGGAUUUCGUCGAUGACGAACAUAUCAAGAAAGUGUACUAUCCUGAAGUUGAGAAACUCCUACUCGACAAUGUCCCUGGGGCGCACAAGGUGACAAUUUUCGAUCACACCAUUCGACGAUCGAAUCCAGAUGCGCCCCGAGCCCCUGUGACAAGAGUGCAUGUGGACCAGACGGCCAUUUCAACCGCUUGGCGAGUCAAGCUGCACAACCCCGAAGAGGCAGACGAACUUCUCAAAGGGCGGUACAGGAUCAUCAACGUCUGGCGUCCGAUCAACGGUCCUGUCCAGGCACAUCCACUGGGUUUUGCCUCUGCGGACAGUGUCGAGGAUAAUGAUCUCGUUCCGGUCGAGCACCGAUAUCCCCACCGCACCGGCGAGACAGCUGGCGUCAGACACAAUAAGUCGCAGAAGUUCUACUAUCUGUCGGGCAUGCAAAACGACGAAAGCCUGUUCCUAAAGUGUUACGAUAGCAAAGACGGCGUGGGCCAGAGAGUCCCCCACACCGCAUUCGUCGAUCCCAGGACGCCUGAGGGUGCGAGGGGCCGGGAGAGCAUUGAGGUGAGAGCUCUUGUUUAUGGUUAG
Exophiala bonariae is the source of this 870-nucleotide messenger RNA. RefSeq lists its product as uncharacterized. Lineage: Eukaryota; Fungi; Ascomycota; Eurotiomycetes; Chaetothyriales; Herpotrichiellaceae. The transcript has a single exon. The coding region runs from base 1 to 870 and encodes 289 amino acids. The record is from RefSeq and is a predicted model, not a curated record. Gene Ontology annotation, molecular function: oxidoreductase activity.